UCCAUUUUUAAGUUUAAACCCAAAACAUGUCAUUACAUAUGUGGAAAGAGAUAGGGUCGGUUCAAGUAUAUCCACAUCUCAUCAUAAUUUGUUACCCAAGUGUGAAAUUCGGGUUAACCAAUGAGUUGUUUAGAUAACCAAGGGUUAAGCAGAGAGACAGUUGAGCACCACAUAAGAGAGUUAUCUACAGUCAUCAUCCCUUCCCUUCAGAAAACACCAAACUUAUUAACACAAUUUCAUCAAAUACUCUCUAAACCCAUCCACCACCCCUUCCAUUUAUGGACCACUAACCAUUUUCACAAAUCCCUCUUAAUUACUCAUGGACAUACAAUCACCACCAACAACCACCACCCCCACCACCACCACCAGCCCGGUCAAAACCCUUGAUCCUGACCCUCGGAUCCAACCCAAUACCGACCCGAAACACCUCCCGCCGCCGUUCACAAACGGCGUGCUCAAGCGGCUCAAGCCGCGGCUCCACAACAAUCUACAGCCGGUGGUGGUCAGUUACAAGGAAUGUUUAAAAAACCACGCGGCCACCAUGGGUGGCCACGCGGUUGAUGGAUGCGGGGAGUUCAUGCCGUCGAUGACGUCAUCACCAACCGACCCAACGUCACUGAAAUGCGCAGCAUGCGGCUGCCACCGCAACUUCCACCGCCGUGACCCUGACGGAUCAUUCUUAAUCACACCCCAUGUUCAACAACACGUCAUCGAGUACCAACCCCACCACCGCCACCACCCUCCUCCACCACCACCACAACCACAACCACUUUCCCUCGCCGGAGCUAGAGAAACAAGUGUUUCCCCACCGGAUUCUCCGUCGCCACCGCCGAUCUCCUCCUCGUACUACCCGUCAGCCCCACAUAUGCUCCUGGCUCUCAGCACCGGCUUACCGGCUCCACCGUCGGAAAAUACUCAUACUCAUACUCAAUACACCUCAAUUCCGGGCACCGGUAACUUAAUCGGGUCACUCGGGUCAAACUCAUCCGGGAAAAAAAGAUUCCGGACGAAAUUCACCCAAGACCAGAAAGAAAAAAUGCACGAAUUAGCCGAACAAGUCGGGUGGAAGAUGCAGAAGAAAGACGAGGAUUUAAUCAUCGGUUUCUGCAACGAAAUCGGGGUCGAGAAAGGGGUUUUCAAGGUGUGGAUGCAUAACAACAAGAUGACAUUCGGAAGCAAGAAAGAUUCGGAUAGCCUCCACCCCACCGGUAACGGAUCUUCCACCGGUGGUGGUGGUGGUGGUGUAGAUUUCUUUAAUAUAAACAACCACCACUUGCAACACCAGCAGCAGCAACUACACCAGCAACAGCAGCAGCAACAACAGCCGCAGCAAAACGACAGCGUUAGCAGUGGAGGUGGGAAUGCAUCGUCGUCUUCUUAACUUAAUUAAUCUUGAUUAUGGAUGAUAAUAAGCCUUUGGUUAAAUAGAGAUAGCAAGAGAGAUAUGAUGAGAAUAUGAGGCUGUUGUUUGUUUUUUUUUAGUUAAUUAUUAUAUUAGAAGCUUUUUUGUUGGUUAAAUAAUUUGUUAAUGUUAUGGUUUAUCCAAAUUAGGAAAGUUGUUGUUUUGGUGAUCCUAGGUUUUUCAUCCAAUGAUGCUAUGUUUAGAAAGUACAUUAGAAUGAUCAACUUUAAUUAAAUAUA
Messenger RNA from Helianthus annuus (common sunflower), 1641 nucleotides. RefSeq names its product zinc-finger homeodomain protein 9. Gene Ontology annotation, cellular component: nucleus. The transcript has a single exon. Gene Ontology annotation, molecular function: DNA-binding transcription factor activity; transcription cis-regulatory region binding. The coding region runs from base 320 to 1381 and encodes 353 amino acids. Gene Ontology annotation, biological process: regulation of DNA-templated transcription; regulation of developmental process. Lineage: Eukaryota; Viridiplantae; Streptophyta; Magnoliopsida; Asterales; Asteraceae. The record is from RefSeq and is a predicted model, not a curated record.